AUGGUCUCAUUCCGCAACUUCUUCACCGCCGCCUUGGCCUUCUCCGUGCCCAUCUCCGCUGCAAUCACGCCUGCUGAGGUUGUCACCAACAUUAAAUCUAUUACGACGAAGAGCAUGGCGCUUCAGGCGCCGGCCAAAAGCGUCACCAUUAUCAGUGGACAACUGCUCCUCGUCGGUCAGGGACCAUUCCCCGAGAUCAUUAGGGGCUUCGCAGACAUUGUAACUACCGCCACCACCGCCAUCGCUCAGAUGCAGGGCAUGCCCAAAGAGCCCGCAGGCGCUUCUACUGAUGCCGUCUUCGAAGCCUUCCGCGAAGUGAGUACCAUCUGUUCCACAGAUAUUCAUGUUGCUUACGACGAGAAACAGUUUGUCCGAGUUCAUCAAGCGCUGCUCAACAUCCUCAUUGGCAAGGCCGGUUUGUUCAGUACUGUCCCUUUCGUCGGUGCGCCCGUUGCGGCUGUACUCAGGCAGAUCGAGAAGGUCGUUGAUACGAUUGCCUUCAUGUUGAUUGAUACCUUCGAGGCCCGCGCCGCAGACUUCAAGGAUGAAGCAGGUGCCCUUUCCGGAACUCUUACUGUUUGCAUCAACCAGUACCAAGGCAUUACCACCGGUAUCACCAAGAGGAACCUCAGGUUCGCGCGCCGCGAGAUGGUUGCUGCUGCUUAG
This is a messenger RNA of Alternaria novae-zelandiae, 666 nucleotides long. RefSeq lists its product as uncharacterized. The transcript is spliced from 2 exons. Bases 1 to 666 code for a protein of 221 amino acids. NCBI's taxonomy places the organism in Eukaryota, Fungi, Ascomycota, Dothideomycetes, Pleosporales, Pleosporaceae. The record is from RefSeq and is a predicted model, not a curated record.